Molecule: messenger RNA, 2160 nt
Organism: Moneuplotes crassus
Lineage: Eukaryota; Ciliophora; Spirotrichea; Euplotida; Euplotidae
Source: the annotation of a GenBank genome assembly
CUCAUAAUUAAAAAUGGAAUCUUUCUCUCCCAAAGAAUAUAUUCAUCCAAAAGCACCAGUGCAUGCAAUUAAGAGCUCAGAAGCAUGGAGUCAGCUGACUGAUAAAGAAAAACUCUAUGCUUAUUACUUCUAUAAGGCAUGCUGGGAAGGAUCUAUGAUUUGUUGGUUCCAAAGAUCCUAUGAAGCUCCAGCUCUUUUCGUUCUUCUCAAGCUUGUAUUCACUCAAGACUUUGACGAACUCAAACAAGCAGCAUUAGAGAAGGUCACUGAAGACGAAUGGAAAGCGUUUCUUGCAUACUCAGCAGGUGUAUUCAACAACUGCGGAAAUUAUAGGAGUUUUGGAGAUACAAAAUUUGUUCCUCAGAUACCUGAGGAUAAGUUCUGGGAGAUUAUUCAAGCUUCCAAAAACUACUCCAUUUUUGAAAACGAGAUUACCAAUAUCUGGACUAAUAUUAACUUGGAGGUGUACAAUGAAGAUCCACCAUACUUUAAAAUUGGUUGGAGUAACAAUCAAGAAAACUCUUCGUACUAUUCCUCAAAUAUUACUAAGGAAGAAGCCACAAUGAUUGACAGUUUUAUGAAGGAGAACAAUAUUUCUCCCCUGAACACUAGGCUCAUUAAGACUUCAGAUGGAUUUGAGGUAAAGCUUGCUUCUACAAACAACCGUCUUGAGGAAGAACUCCCUUACUUGAAGAACUAUACUUACCAAGGGCAGAAGAUUAAGAUCACAAGAGGAGAUUUCAGCUGGGCAAUGAACGAAAUCGCUAAAAAUCUCAAACAAGCUAAAUUUUAUGCUGCUAAUGAUACUCAGAAGCAGAUGCUUGAUCAUUACGUCAAGAACUUCAUCUCAGGAGAUAUGAAUGCACACAAAGAUGCAAUGAAGGAAUGGAUUAAAGAUGUAGACCCAGCUAUUGAAACUAACAUAGGAUAUAUUGAGACCUAUCUAGAUCCACUUGGAGUUAGAGCUGAGUAUGAAGGAUUUGUAUCCAUCGUCAACAAAGAAACAAGCAAGCUCUUCUCCAAACUUGUUGAUAAUGCUGAAAAACUUAUUGAAUACCUUCCUUGGGGUAAAGACUUCGAGAAGGACAAAUUCAAUAAGCCUGAUUUUACCAGUCUCAAUGUUCUUGCCUUUGCCUGCUCAGGAACUCCCAUCGGAAUCAAUCUUCCAAAUUACGAUGAUAUCAGAGAAAAUCUUGGAUACAAAAAUGUUGAUCUUGGUAAUGUGUAUCCAAAGCCCACCUACGAGAAUAUCCAAUAUAUGGAAGGAGAAAUGAAAGAUCUGUACUACAAAUACUCAAACGAAUCUCUAACCCUAAUGGUUGCUCUUCAUGAGCUUCUUGGACAUGGAACUGGUAAACUUCUCACUCAAGAUGUUGACACUGGAAAGUUCAACUUUGAUCAAGAGAAGUUACUGAAUCCUUUCACUGGUGAGAAAAUCAGUACAUUUUACAAGUCCAAUGAAACAUGGAGUAGCAAGUUUGGAAAACUUCAUUCUGGAUAUGAAGAGUGUAGAGCAGAUACUGUUGCAUUAUACCUUGGACACUUUGAGGAGCCAUAUCAGAUCUUCUUCGCAGACAGAGAAGAUGAGUGGCUAGACAUUGAAUAUGUGAUGUGGCUAGACAUCAUCAGAGGAGCUCUUGUAGGACUCCAGUUCUAUGAUGAAGCAUCCCAACAGUGGGGGCAAGCUCAUAUUAUUGCUGGAUAUGUCAUCAUGAAAGUCCUUCACGAAGCAGGAGAUGUAUUCUCAGUUGAUUUCACAGAAAAAGAUGGAAAGGAAUACUUCAACAUCAAAUUUGAUAAAGAAAAUGUCAAAACAAAGUGUUUCGACGCUCUCAAGCCAUUCUUGAAAAAGUUGCAUAUCCUCAAAUCAAUGGGUGACUUUGAUGAGGCUGAAAAAUGGUUCAACGAAUAUUGCAAGGUAGAUGAUCAUUUCUUGAGAAUCAAGAGAAUAGUUGAGGCUAACAAGCUUCCUAGAAGACUCGAAAUCCAACCAAAUCUGUUGAUGUCAAGCUUCAACAAUGUUGAGUACAAGGACUACGAUCAGACACAUGAAGGAAUUGUCAGAUCUUAUGUAGAAAGGUUCCCUGAUGUAUUCUACAGUGAUGUUUACGAAGAAUGGGCUUCUACCAUCGACCUCUACAGAAUCAGCCAAUAAUAGAA